UGUAUAAUCCUGAGGGAGUACAGGAAUACUCUGUAUUGAAGAGAGAGGGAGAGAAUAAGGGUCAACAGGGUCUGUCUACUGGUGCUACUGGACUAUAUUCAACCAUUAAUAAAAACACCAACAACCAGGUGUUAGUUGAUGAAUCAGCUCAUAAGCCAGUGUAUGCUGAUCUGGCUAUUGCUGCUAAAGGGAAGAGACCACAGGGAGCACCAACACAAGAACAACCAGUGGUAUAUGCAUCAGUUAACAACAAAUCUGUUCCUCCUCCCAUUCCUCCUCCAGCUGCUCCUCAUAAAGUAUUGUAUGCUGAUCUAUCAAUAGCAGCUGGUAAGAGAACACCAAAGAAUAAACCACCCACUGAGGAAAGAGUAGUCCAUGUAGCAGUCAAUGGAAAUAGGAAGUUCAGUACUCAAGAGCUGAUCAUGGAUAGGUUAGGUGGUCUGGAUAUUCCUCCUCCAAUACCACCAAAACCAAAACCUUGAAACCAACACAAAGACAUCAAUCCUCCCUGUCUCCAGUAGUAUAGAAUGGACAUACUUUAGUAUAAUGUAUUGUGAAACAAUUAACUCUAUCUUGUAUUCUCUCUCUCUGUCUUUCAUUAUAAUGUCAUAGGUAUAUAGUGUAUAUUCUUUUGUAUUUUUUAGUUCAUUUUAAUCAACAGAACCAACAAUGUA
Amphimedon queenslandica is the source of this 674-nucleotide messenger RNA. Its product is annotated as branchpoint-bridging protein-like. The transcript has 5 exons. The record is from RefSeq and is a predicted model, not a curated record. Lineage: Eukaryota; Metazoa; Porifera; Demospongiae; Haplosclerida; Niphatidae. The annotation marks the transcript as partial.